CACAGCUCUGUUGCCCUUCUCCGCACAUGCUCCAGAGCUUAACAUUUCCCACAUUAAGAACUUUAAAAAGGCGGUAUGAUAAUAUACGAAUAUUCUUGAUUAUAGGGUCAUCCCAUAAAAUUUGGUGUCUUAUAGGGUGACCGCCAAAGCCAGUGUGCAAGGUGACCAUCCACUACAGCAGGAUUUGACUAUGUCUGAUCUAGAACCAGAUAAUGGGUUGCUGGUCAUGUGUGCUAAUGAGACACAGGAUCUGCUGACAACAGGAAUGAAGAAAAUGCUGCCUAGAAAGGUGCAAACCACAGAAGAAUGGCUAAGAAACUACAGUUUAGAAUCCUUGCAAUUAACAUUAGAGCAUCUGGUGAAUGAAGGCACUAUUAUUUUGGAUUCAAGGAGUGGUGCUGAGGAGAUAGAGCUGGCAGAAGAGGCUGUUACUAAUUUUGAGGCCAGAGUUUCUGAGGCGGUUGAACUUUAUCAGCAACGAAUUCAGUGGCUGUUGAAGGACAGCAGAAAGGUGUUUGGCCUUGUAAAAGGAACCAAAGUUGGACUUGUGGUUGAUGUGUCUGGUCUGAGUGACAGACCUAGACUAGAGGGUUUUCAGAAAGACCUUUUGUCCUUAAUAGAUGAACAGCUGUGUUAUAAGAAGCAAUUGUACUGCCUCUCAUUUGGUACAGAAACUUCACCUCUGUGGGAGAGUCCAAAAAAUGUUGGUGUUCAUGUGCUAGGUGAAGCAAGACAGUGGGUACAGCAGCUGGCACCUGCAGGAGGCUGCAAUUUGCUGAAAGCCUUAAAACAUGUCCUUAUAGUGAAAGAGCUGAAUUCUCUGGUGAUUAUAAUACGAAGCUGCCCUGAUCAGUCUCUGGAAAUACUGGCAGACUAUGCUCAGCAAUGUAUGCUAGGGAGAAAACUUCUGGUUCAUGCUGUUACAUAUGAUUGUGGCAGUCCUGCUGCUAUUGCAACCGUUAAACAGCUUGCAGAAGUUGUCAGUGGCCGCUACCAUUGCUACUCUUCAAAGGGAGAGAAUUCUGACAGUAGUGAUGUUAAUCUGCUGCUUCAGGAAUCACACAAGGCUCAGGACCUACUCCACAGUAUCAAGCAGACUUUUCAAAGGCGUGUUGAUGGCUCACUUAUUAGUGGAAUAGCAGACGUUUCCACAGAAGUUGCAAAUGCAGCAAUUCCUUGCUUCCUAUCAAGGCCUCCAAAGCAUGAAGGACCAUUAAUUAUUCAAACACCACGCUUCCUGGCCAGAACUUCAACAGAAUGGUUAAAGACAAAUGGAUUGAAAGCUAAGAAGUUAAACCUUUAUCAAGUUUUGGCUCCCAAUGCUUUUUCUCCUGUGGAAGAAUUUGUACCAAUUCUUCAAAAAACAGUAUCAUCAACUCUACACGAGAAAGCUAUGAUGCAGUUUGAAUGGCAUGAUGGAACUGUGAAAAAUAUUCAUGUUGACCUGCCGAUAUUACACAAGUAUCAGAAACUCCUUGCCAAAAUGGUAAGAAUCUAUGAGAAACGAAUUAACUGGCUGUCUGUUGCUAGCAGAAGAAUUUGGGGAAGUGUUUGUGAGAGGAGGGUGGUUAUACUUGUUGAUAUAUCAGUGCCAAACUCCACCUGCAUCAUCCAUAUCCAACAUUCUUUGCGACUUCUACUUGAAGAACAAAUGUCAAAUAAGGAUUGCUUCAAUAUUAUAGCAUUUGGGAGCCACAUUGUGCCUUGGCAGAUGGAACUGGUUCCUUCCCAGCCUGAAAACUUACAAAAAGCUUGGAGGUGGGUAUUGAGGUUGCAGUGCAGUGGGAGUAGGAAUUUCAUGAGUGCUCUCAGAAGAGCUGUGGAAGUAGACUUCAAAGAAAAGGAUAAACACAAAUCACAAGGAAUUUACCUGCUGACUACUGGAAUACCUGAUCAGGAAACACACACAAUCAGUGCCUACGUGGCUGAGGCUUGCAGAGGUUUUGAUUUGCAGCUUCAUGUCUGUCUGUUCAGUGUAAUGGAGGAUGCUGACUCCUGUGGGAUUAUUCCAGCCCGCUAUGCUACCCCGACAGAAACUGCCAUUGCUUUUAAAGAAAUAGUACAGGCUGCCAAUGGGAGAUUUCAUUGGUUUGGAGAAGCAGGUAUUUUUGAAAGCGAUGAUAUCACUGUUCUUGUAUCUGAAAUGGAAAAAGCAAAGAACUACUCCCAAAAGUGUGCGUUCUUAGUGGAAUCCUUAAAGCAACGUUCAGGAAAUCAGCCUGCUGAUCCACUUAUAGCAGAAGCAGACGCAACCGUGGCUGUCACAAAAGAGAAAAGAAGGCCGCAGAAGUUGCCAUCUCCAAAACCUACAGCUCUGAGUCUGGCUAGAAUGCACAUCAAAGACAAACACUGUGCGGAGAAAAACGCCUCCAUCAGAGUGCCAGUGUGGCGUCCCACCAGUGCAAAAGCAGAAAUUCCACCAGUACAAACAAUAAAACAAUGGCCUCAGGCUGAGAACAGAAGAAAAUAUAAACCAAGGAAACAGCCAGAGUGUUCUGUGUCAGUAUUUUAUACUGACAAAGGAAGAAAUGUGGGUGCAGUAUUCCGAAGUUAUCCAAAGACUGUUUGCAUAAGAAAGCAUGUUCCCUCUGUCAGAUUGCCAAAAAAAGAGGAAAUCUGUUCAAGCAAAGAGUGGCUGACAAAGUAUAGUAUUAAAAAGCUUAAACUGGAAUUGCCCAGACUGAUGUUUGGUCCAAGCUGCACUCACCAAAAGAAAAUUGUGGAGUCUCUGCACAAGAAAGUGUCAGCAAAGUACUGCACUAUCUUCCCCAGUGUAGAAAUCAAUGGGGUUGUGAGACAUCUGCAGGUUCAAUCUAAAGAACUGGAAAUCUACAUUGAACAAAUGGAGAAGGUGUUGCUACGCUAUCUGCAGAGAAUACAGUGGCUUCUGUCAGGAAGUCGAAGAUUGUUUGGUACCAUUUUAGAAGCAAAUGUCUGUGUUUUGAUUGAUACAUCUGGUUCCAUGGACCCAUAUUUGCCACAUAUCACGAAGGAACUUACCUCCCUUAUCUGGGAGCAGCUGAGAAAAAAUGAAGUCAGGUUUAACCUGUUGAGAUUUGCAGAAAAUACAGAGAGUUGGAGGGAGCAUCUUGUAGAGGCAACUGAUAAAACAUGUCACGAUGCUGUGCAGUGGGUGUCCAAAUUCCAUGCUCAUGGUAAUACCUGCAUCCUUAUGGCUUUACAGAAAGCUCUCAGUUUCCAAGGUGUAGAGGCAUUGUAUAUAUUGACUGAUGGAAAACCAGAUACCAGUUGUAAUCUGAUUUUGAAAGAAAUUGAAAGAUUGAGAAAGCAACAAGAUAUUAAAAUCCACACCAUUUCUUUUAGCUGUGUAGACAGAGAGGCAAAUGAAUUUCUGAAGAAGCUUGCCUCCCAAACAGGAGGGCGCUACCACUGCAGCUUUGGAGACGUGGACGGGCAAUUAGCAGCACACCGAAUGCUGACAGAAGGAUUCGAUGAUGAGGAUGAUCCAGUUUUCCCGUACUUCGAAGGAGAUGAUUUAAAGAAACUUACUGAGGAAGUAGCAAAAGCUAGAGGUUUUUUAAAGCAGGCAAAAUCUUUGAGGCUAUUACUACAAAAAUGGAACAUAAACCCAAAGGACAGUUCUGUUUUUAAAAACAGUGCUCAGGUUAGGAAUAAUUAUUUCACCACAUCACACUAAUAAUUGCUUCAAUCAAUUGAUGGUAUGUCAAAGGUGUAUUUUUUUGGCAGUCAGUUUGAGACUUGUUGGCUGGUGCUCUCGUGACUAACAGAUGUGACAGAUGGCUGUGAUACUAGAAAGAGAAUUCUUUUCUUCAGUUUGAAUAACAAAUCCAAGAAAUAACCCUAGUGCAGAAAACAAAGUUGGAAUGACUUUGCUGAAAGAAAUUUGCUAAUAAUUAUUUUUACUCUUUCUGUGUUAUGUUGGCAGUAGAGAAGGACCAGAGUGGAUGAUUCAGAAAUCAUCAGGCAUGGACAUAAGGAAUAUCUUGAUACUGAUUAACACCUGGUUAUGUUUGUAUAAUCACACACUGCCAAUCUUCAGAGCAAUUCUAUUAAGUUCUUGUGCACUUCCUUUCAUAGAAAGAUUAAAAAUGUUUCCAGUGCCAUUUAAGAAAAUCCAGUAUUGAGGCACAUAUUUUUCCAGUUUAUGAAACACACAUUUUUUUUUAAUGAGGAACUCAGUGGUGAAGUUCAUUAGCAUUUUGUAGCUGUUUACUUUUGUCUUUCAGAGGGCUAGAAAUUCAUGGUUUUAGUAUAUGUAAUUUUAAUGAAAAUUGAUCCAGACUGCAGAAUUCAGAUACAUGGUGUGAGUUUAUUCAGGAACCAUUCUCUUCUCCUGAGUGCCAACUGAUGGGAAUGACUCAAUAAUUUGAUAUGGGAGAUGCCUCUUUUCUUUUCCUUCUUCUGUUUUAUCUCCAUAAAGAACUAAAACUUUUUCUUUCCAUCUCAGAAGUAUCUUUUUACUGUUGUAUGCUCUGUACCAUCUUACUCCUGCCUUCCAUGUUGGCACCAGCCUACUGUGGCAGACUGCAGUUAAAAAGGCACAUUGUGCUAAGCAUCAUUUUCCACAAUUCUUGAUAGGAUAUUUCAGUAUAUUUUCUAUGUGUUAGUAUGUGUAUCGCUGCUGAGAUGCUUUGGUAUAAAGUCUUAACUGUAAAUCAAUAGGAUUAAUUGCAUUUUUAUUGGAUGUAUAUAAGUAAUAGAUGCUGACUACUGAUAAAAGGAGUGAAUAUGUUGAAACAGUAAAUCCAGGCUGAAGAGACAAGGUUUCUGUAUUGCCAACAAGAGAUGCUUAUUUAUUCCUUGACAGAUUUAAGAAAUGUCUCAAUGCUGGAGUGUAUAUUUUGAUAUCGUUAUAGAGGUCCUUAGGAGGUAACACUGAAUGUGAUCUCACAGACUCUGUAUGAAAUAAGAAUUGAAACAUGUCAGUGUGCUGUGUUAGAUUGCAGUCCGGCAAACCUCUGAUUUACAGCCUUUUUUUUUCUGUAUGGUAUUUGUUUUUUGUAUUUUACUCAUUGGAAACAACUCAGUUUAUCCAAAGUCUCACAAACUGAUCAUAAAUGGAUCUGUGUAAUCCUGAGUUCACUGCACUGUACACUAACAUUCUGAAAUUACAUAUACUUAAAACAUUGCUCAUUUGUUUGCAUUGGUUUAGUCUGGACAUAUGUUCAUAGCUCUUUUUCUCUUGAAAUGCUCCCAGGUUCAGACUGUAAACUUAAAUAUGUGUAGGAAUUCAGGUAUCUUCUUGCUGGUGCUGUGAGCUAAGAGUUUCUGUUCAAGAAAAAUGCAACAGAAAAGGAAGGCACAGAUAUUUACAUUAAAAUUUGUGUAACCACAGAAGAUUCUAAAAGAGUCAGAUGUUGCAGUAUGUAGCCAUUGUAUUCCAUCCUCCUUGUUUUCUGAGGGUUUUCAUCCAGCCUCUUUCCAUACUUCUGAGAUGUUGCAGGUUGAUCAGCCCUGCUGCCUGCUUAGAACAGCUCAAUCCUUCAAAAUACAGUUUCUGUCUCCCACCUAUUGCCUACCUGGGUCAGCAGUGAUGACCAGAUUAAUCGAGUGCUCUGUUAUUGACCUUUCUAUGUUGAUUUGUCACGUAUAUACCACUUGCUUUCCUGGUUUAUGCUUUCUG
Messenger RNA from Lagopus leucura (white-tailed ptarmigan), 5605 nucleotides. It is a transcript of the gene VWA3A, whose product is annotated as von Willebrand factor A domain containing 3A. The record is from RefSeq and is a predicted model, not a curated record. Bases 191 to 3658 code for a protein of 1155 amino acids. The transcript is spliced from 32 exons. Lineage: Eukaryota; Metazoa; Chordata; Aves; Galliformes; Phasianidae.